This is a messenger RNA of Camelina sativa (false flax), 1665 nucleotides long. Lineage: Eukaryota; Viridiplantae; Streptophyta; Magnoliopsida; Brassicales; Brassicaceae. The record is from RefSeq and is a predicted model, not a curated record.
CUGAAACCCUGAAAACGUUCCGGCGGGAAAAUAGAAAAGGGGAUUAGGGUUUACUUCAUCUGUUUAACCGAUUCAAAUCGAAAUCCAGACUUACGAGCUCCAGAUUCCGAUAACCAUGGCCGGAGAAGCAUCGAGCAGCCGUCCAAAAAGGCAACGAGUACCUUCCAUUGCUCAAUCCGUACUCCCAGAUGGUGGUGAAGAAGAAGAUGCGGUGGAAGUGGAACGAUCUGGGACGUUGUUCGAGUUAGAUCUUCUCGACUGUCCGAUUUGUUGCGUCACAAUCACGAGCCGUAUCUUUCAGUGUGACAAUGGACAUGUAGCGUGCCUUUCUUGCUGUGUAAAAAUGAAGAAAAAAUGCUCUGCUUGCACUUUGCCUAUUGGUAAGUAUCGAUGUAGAAGAAUGGAGAGAGUUGUUGAAGCAGUCGUUGUCUCAAAGUUCAAACGUGGCUACACUGCGGUGGUUAAAAAGAAGAUCCAAUCCUUCGCUGGAGAAGCGUCGAGCAGCGGCCGAAAGAGGCAACGAGUUCCCUUAGUUUUUGAAGAAGAAUGUGAGACUGGUGGUGCAGGGGAUUUGGUGGUACGGCCUGGGACGUUGUUCGAGUUAGAUCUUCUCGAUUGUCCUGUUUGCUGUGAUGCACUCACGGAUCAUAUCUUUCAGUGUGACAAUGGACACAUAGCUUGUUCUUCUUGCUGCACAAAACUGAGGCACACAUGCCCUUCCUGCACUUUCCCCAUUGGUAUCAAUCGAUGCAGAAUAAUGGAGAAAAUUGUUAAAGCAAUCAUUGUCCCUUGCCCAAACGCCAAACAUGGUUGUACCGAGACAUUCUCUUAUGGCAAAGAAUUAGCCCACGAGAAGAAAUGCAGCUUCGUUCUGUGCUACUGUCCUGCACUGAACUGCAACUACUCGGGCCUGUACAAGAAUCUCUACAGUCAUUACGCUGCUAAUCACAAGGACACUGACAAACGCUUCAGGUAUGGCUAUUCCCAUCAUGUAUACUUGGACAUUGAGACGAAGAUUUCGGUCCUUCAGGAAUAUGCGGAUGGUCCAUUGGUUGUGGUUCAGUGUUUCAAGGAACCACAAGGAAUGUAUUUUACUGUGAACUGUAUAGCACCUCCUUCUCCAGGAGUUGGAAAGUUCUCGUAUGAUAUAUCCUACUCGACGGCAGGUAACUCUAUGACAUUUACAUCUUCGAAGAUGAAUAAAUUACCGGAAGUGAGCUUCCAAACUCCGAAGAAGGACUUUAUGUUAGUUCCUGACUAUCUCUUCGAUCCGAGGUUUUUGUUGAAGCAUAUGCGCAUCUGCAUCCGCAGCCUAGAAGAAGAAGAUGAUGAUAAUUAUGAUGAAGAAGAUGCAGAAGAAGAAGAAGAUGAUGAUGAUGAAGAUGAGGACUAAGAGGAGGGAUAUCCGUCUUUGGUCGUUUUGUGCAUAUAACCUUUUAAUGCAUUGCUCUUGUUGAUAUUUACGCACUCUAAAAGGGAUAUUCUUAUGGUCCAUCAUCUUACUUAUUUCCCUCUAUCCAUCAUUAUACUCAUGUGUCUGUUUGUUCUUUGUCUCGUGACUAUACUUUUCCCCUUCCAGCUUGCCACCUGCAAUUUCAAAGCUGGUAUCGAGUUGCUUAAACCCUUAGAAACUCUUAUAGGCCUAUUUUGCCUUAGUUAUGUUCG